Mollisia scopiformis is the source of this 279-nucleotide messenger RNA. RefSeq lists its product as uncharacterized. Gene Ontology annotation, biological process: electron transport chain; mitochondrial respiratory chain complex I assembly. Gene Ontology annotation, cellular component: mitochondrion. The coding region runs from base 1 to 279 and encodes 92 amino acids. The transcript has 3 exons. NCBI's taxonomy places the organism in Eukaryota, Fungi, Ascomycota, Leotiomycetes, Helotiales, Mollisiaceae. The record is from RefSeq and is a predicted model, not a curated record.
AUGCGUUCAACAGGUGUACGAAGAGCUCCCCGACCAAACAUCACAGGCUUCGACCCCAAAGCAUUCGCUGCUGCAUCAGGCUCACCAGCAAACGACCCAUGGGCGCGAGCAGAGGCAUGGCGGUAUUCAGGACCUUUCACGCGAUUCAAUCGAUUUAAGGGCAGCUUCCCCGGCUUGGGCAUUGCGACGGUGGCAUUUGCGGCGUACUGCGGGUACGAAUACAUGUUUCUGAGCGAUGAUCACGGACAUGGAGAAGGACAUGGCGAGGGCCACCAUUAG